Punica granatum (pomegranate) is the source of this 1147-nucleotide messenger RNA. NCBI's taxonomy places the organism in Eukaryota, Viridiplantae, Streptophyta, Magnoliopsida, Myrtales, Lythraceae. The record is from RefSeq and is a predicted model, not a curated record.
UUAUUAUCCAACAAGAGUCUCCCACUGCCACUCGAGGCCUGCGAUGUCGCAUGAGCCCGGUGGAGACGCACUCGGCCGUCGGCGGGGCCUCGACGGAUAGCUCGGGGCCCGACGAAUAAAGAAAGACCAUUCUCAUGGAGAUCCACUGAGGAAAGCCAACAGCCCGGGAGGCCUUUGAUCUUUGUAGCUACUGGGCUCUAAGGCCCAUAGUACUCUGAACUUCCAAACUGAAACAGUUUGUUCGUCAGAGCCUUGCCUUUCCUAUUCCGUUGCCUUCUGUAAUGUGGAAUGUGGAUGCUAAGCAGCUGCAGCUCAGCUCUGCUCUCUUAUUUCUUCUGUUAUAGAUAGAUGUCCCAUGGCCUCACCUUUGUGUCUGUCAUCUUCUGCCUCGCCUCUUCAUCCCUCCCUGCCGUUAAACCUCAGACCCCCUAAUUUCUCGAAACGCGCCGCUGCUCCCUUCCUUACUGUCACCUCACCAGCUUCCUUCUCCUGCAGAAGACCCCUUCUUCUUCAGUCCCUACUGCCCAAUGAAGUUCCCCGGAAGAUCCGCCGGGGCUGCACAGCCUCCGCUGCGGCCGAAGAUGCUCUGUCCUCGCCAUCGGACGCUCAGCAGAUGGUCUCCAGCAGCGGUGAUGAUGGCGUAUACACCAUCAUUUCGGUCCUUCUCUUAAUCGCGUUCAUCGGUCUAUCAGUUCUCACGAUUGGGGUUAUCUACAUCGGAGUGACCGAUUUUUUGCAGAAGAGGGAGAGAGAGAAGUUUGAGAAGGAAGAGGCAGCUAAGAAGAAGAAGGGUGGGAAGAAGGUUAAGGUCAGGGCAAGGGCUGGCCCCAGAGGGUUCGGGCAGAAGACUGAUGUUGAAGAUGAAUUUGACGAUUAGAUGGGAUUUGCUUAGCUUUGGAUGGUAAUCUGUUGGCUGUCGCAGUGAUGGUUUACUUCUCUUCUCGAAUUUUUUUUUUUUUUUGUAUGUAAUAGCCAUUAACUCUCGUGAGGCGUUCUGAUCUUUUUCUUUUUUCCUUUUUUUCCUCUCUUGAGUCUCAAAAUGGGCAUGAAAGUUGCAGCAUAUUCGAUUUUGACAACUUUGUACUUUGUAUAUCGUGCCAAGGGGAAUUAAAUGGUUCAUUCAAAACCGUGCAAGAGCCUUUCAUCU